CUGCAGUCCCCCAUCUAUGGUGACUUUGGAACCCAGGAAAAUAAAAUCUGUCACUACCUCCAUUUCUUCCCCAUCUCUUUGCCAGGAAUUGAGAGGGCUGGAUGCCCUCUUAGUAACCUAAAUUCCGAGGGCUCUUUGCAGAUCGGUAUUCUUUCUCCUGGCCCUUUUUCAAGCUUUGUAGCUUUGUAACCUUGUUAUUAUUUUUUUUUAAAAAAAAAAAACAUUUGCAUCCUAUCGCGCUGCCAACGCUAACUCGGGUUGUGUUUCACAACUGCCACAUACGAAAAAGGAAAAGGGGGGUGGAGUAAAAAGCUUCUUCCCCCGCUGUACGUGAUCUAGAGAUGCAAAAGCCUGGAGAAACGCUGAGGGCGACGCUCGGAACGAAAGGGCUGCCGACAAUCGUCACCGGAUGUGAAAAAUCGUCAGCUAUUUUCCCUCCCCCCCUUCUUCUCUGAAAUGUGUGAACAAGUUCAGAAGUUGAUCUUUUCCGAGAUCUCGCAUCCCGAGAGGCUGUUUUAUUUUUUUAAAGCUGAAUUCACGACCCCAAAUUUAUCUUGCUACGCAAGACAGUUGUUCAGUGUUAAGUUGGAAAGUCGCAAAAGGGGAUCACGUGAUCCCAGGACGUUGCAACCGUCACAAGUACCAGUCAGUUGCCAAGCGUCCGAAUUUUGAUCAGCUGACCACGGGGAGGCUACAAAGGUCGUCAGCGUGAAAAACGUCCCUUUUUUUUCAGUGCCGUUGUAACUUUGGACGGUCACUAAAUGAACUGUUGUAAGUCGAGGACUGCCUGUAGUAAGUUCACAAUCAGGUGAACGAAGGCAUCGUGGGUCCUUGCUACUCAACCGCCUCCUUUAUCCCACCGGGAUUUUCACUCUUCGGGUAGUACUCGACUUUACAACCGCAAUCAGGAUCAGAAUUUCCGUCGCUAAGCAAGGAGGUUAUUAAAUUGCGCCCGAUUUUACCAGCCUUUUUUUGGCACGGUUCUUAAGCUAGUCCCUGCAGGUUGUUAAGUGAAUCGUGCGGUCAUUAAGCGAACCCAGCUUCUUCCAUUCGACUUGGCUUGUCGGGAGCCGGCUGGGAAGGUCGCAAGUGGCGGUCAGGUGCCGCUGCCACAAUCACAAGGACGCACCAGGGGCCAAACGUCUGGAUUUGGAUCGCUGGUGAAGGUUGUACGUGCGUGAACUACUCGACCAACCAUGGCUGGCAUAAAAACAGCGAGCGGAGAGUAUAUUGACGAUUCCUGGGAACUCGGUAUCUUCGUGGAGGACCUGGGACCUGAGGCGGACCCCAUCAAACUCCGAGUCAGCGGGAACCUGCACAUCGGAGGCAUCAUGUUACUGAUCGCGGACAAAUUAAAACUUCAGAGGGACUGGUCGGAUCACGCCUUGUGGUGGGAGCAGAAGAAACGUUGGCUCCUGAAGACCAACUGGAGCCUGGAUAAGUACGGGAUCCUGGCCGAUGCCAAGCUCCACUUUACACCCCAGCACAAACCGGUGGUGCUUUUCCUGCCCAACCGCUGCCAGGUCCGAGUCCGGGCCAACUUUGCCCAGCCGGUUUUCCGCACCGUAUGUGAUAUCUGCAGGCUACUCGCCAUCCGUCACCCGGAAGAGCUGUCCCUGCUGCGUGCGCCGGAGGAGAAGGACAAGCGGAAGCAGAAGGAGAAAGAGGAGACCGCCGCCCGGAGCUACGACCUGUCCAGCGUCCGGCUGCCAGCAAGCGCAGAGCAACAGACCUUCCGAGGGAUGCCUGCUCACUUUUCGGACAGCGCUGAAACCGAGGCUUGCUAUCGGAUGCUGUCGGUCAGCCAGACUAACCUGACUCCCGAGCAGAUCGUCCGAAUGCACCGGCCGGGAUCCCUUGUGGAAAAGACCAAGAUCAACAGACAGUGGCUGGAUUCAUCCCGCACUCUGCUACAACAAGAAGUAAAAGAACAGGAUUGUUUAUGGCUGCGCUUCAAGUAUUACAGCUUUUUUGAUCUGGAGCCAAAGUACGACGCUGUCAGGAUCAAUCAGCUGUACGAACAGGCCCGCUGGUCUGUGCUGUUAGAAGAGACCGACUGCACGGAGGAAGAGAUGAUUGUCUUUGCUGCAUUGCAGUAUCGCAUCAACCAGCUGUCCUUGAGCGCCAGCCCUGUGGAGCAGUCCAGCGAGUCCGGCCUUGAUGACUUGGACAAGGCUUUGGCUAACUUGGAGAUCAAACUGGAAGGCCCGGCUCCGAGUGUUUUGGACAGUCUCACAGCCAUCCCAGAGCUGAGGGACCACCUCCGAAUCUUCAGGCCCCGGAAGCUGACUCUGAAAGGUUAUAAGCAGUACUGGGUGAUCUUCAAAGAAACGACCAUCUCGUAUUUCAAGAGCCCAGAAGAUGCGUUGGGAGAACCUGUUCAACAGCUCAACCUGAAAGGCUGCGAAGUGGUGCCGGAUGUCAACAUGUCUGGCCAGAAAUUCUGCAUCAAGUUGCUGGUCCCUUCUCCUGAUGGGAUGAGCGAGAUACACCUGAGAUGCGUGGACGAGCAGCAAUACGCCAGCUGGAUGGCCGGCUGCCGCUUGGCAGCGAAGGGGAAGACCAUGGCGGACGCCUCCUACCAAGCAGAAAAGGAGAACAUUCUCUCCUUCCUGAAGCUGCAGAAGACCAAUCCGGAGAUGUCCCUGGCGACUGAGACGGAGGGGGCCCAGUGGCUGGUGUCUCCUCGCUACCAGAAGAAGUUCAAACCUAAGCAGUUAACUCCCCGCAUCCUUGAGGCCUACCAGAACGUCUCUCCGCUCUCCCUGGCUGACGUCAAGAUGAAAUUCAUCCAGGCUUGGCAAUCCCUCCCUGAUUUUGGAAUCUCCUACUUCGUGGUCAGGUUCAAAGGCAGCAGAAAAGACGAAAUCCUGGGGAUCGCCAACAACCGCCUGAUCCGGAUUGACCUGGCCGUCGGGGACGUGGUGAAGACGUGGCGGUACAGCAACAUGCGUCAGUGGAACGUCAACUGGGACAUCCGGCAGGUGGCCAUCGAAUUUGAUGAGCACAUCAACGUGGCUUUUAGCUGCAUCUCCGCUGGCUGCAAGACGGUCCACGAAUACAUUGGGGGUUACAUCUUCCUAUCCACCCGGACAGCUGACCGAAGCCAAACGCUGGACGAAGAGCUCUUCCACAAGUUGACGGGGGGCCACGAAGCCCUCUGAUGCUUCUCCUACCCAAAGCCUUCCCUCCUGCAAGGAGCAGCUGAUCUCCAGAAUAUGCUGUCUACAGAUCUACGGGGAGGCGAGGGGCUGAAGGCCCUUCCUGGAGUCCAGGCGUCCAUAAAGACUUGGAGAGCAAUUCGGAAAACGAUGGAGCGAGAACGUUCCCCAGAUAAGAGAAACCUUUCUCAAAGGAUUUGAAGGCUGCGUUAACUAUGGUUUGUUGGUGGGUUUUGUGUGUGUGGUUUUUUUUUUUAGUACUUCAAAGCAGGCAAUUCGAGAGCUCGCAGCCAAGACUGAACAGCAGAGUUCGAGUAGUUGACUAAUUUCAAAUAUUCAAAUAUCUUGCCAAGAAGGACAAUAUUUACUCCUUCUUCCUCCUCCGAGAAACUCAGGGAUUUUACCCAACACCAAGCUGGGAUUCAGGUACUUUCGUUGUAUUUUGUACGGUUUGCGGGGGGGGGGGGGGAGGCUAUGUAGAUUGUGUUGAGUGCUUUUGUGUUAUCGUCUUCGAGGGGCUAUAAAGAGGAUUUUUCAUGAAAACGCUUUCUUCCCCAAUGUGAUUAUUCUUUCUCAGAAUGGCCUAGAUUGGGAGGAGGCUGUUUAAUGUGUCCCCCCCCCCAGCUACAGGUAGUUACGAGCAAAAUUGGGAUUAGAAUUCCCAUCCUAAGUCAUUGCAGUCGGAAGCCAAGGCAGACCCAAUUUUACGACCAUUUUUAUGAUAUGAGAUAGAUAGAUAGAUAGAUAGAUAGAUAGAUAGAUAGA
Molecule: messenger RNA, 3926 nt
Organism: Crotalus tigris (Tiger rattlesnake)
Lineage: Eukaryota; Metazoa; Chordata; Lepidosauria; Squamata; Viperidae
Gene: FERMT3
Product: fermitin family member 3
Exons: 15
Coding region: 1197-3164 (655 amino acids)
Biological process (GO): platelet aggregation; integrin-mediated signaling pathway; cell-matrix adhesion
Cellular component (GO): cell-substrate junction
Molecular function (GO): integrin binding
Source: RefSeq, a predicted model, not a curated record